Molecule: messenger RNA, 888 nt
Organism: Panicum hallii
Lineage: Eukaryota; Viridiplantae; Streptophyta; Magnoliopsida; Poales; Poaceae
Product: 36.4 kDa proline-rich protein-like
Exons: 1
Coding region: 93-527 (144 amino acids)
Source: RefSeq, a predicted model, not a curated record
ACAGCUCGCCCUGCUUCAAUUCACUCGCACCACUCAAGCUGAGCUCAGCUAUAUAUAGCCUUUAGCUAGCUAGCUAAAGCCCCGCGCUCGCCAUGGCGAAGAACCACCGCAUUGUGGCGCUCCUGCUCGUCGCGGCCACGCUGGUCGCGCAGCUCGCGCCGGCCGCGGCCUGCCCCUCCUGCCCGACGCCUAAGCCGCCGCCGCCGCCCCCGACGCCCGUGCCGUGCCCGCCGCCGCCGUCGUCCGCGCCGCCGUCCACGCCGACGGGCAAGUGCCCCCUGAACACGCUGAAGCUGCUGGCGUGCGUGGACGCGCUCAACGGGCUGGUGCACGCCGUGAUCGGCGCCAAGGCCAGCGAGAAGUGCUGCCCGCUGCUGAAAGGCGUGGCCGACCUCGACGCCGCGCUCUGCCUCUGCACCACCAUCAAGGCCAAGGCGCUCAGCAUCAACCUCGUGCUCCCCAUCGCCAUCGAGGUGCUCGUCAACGAGUGCCACAAGAACGUGCCAGCCAGCUUCCAGUGCCCCUAAUCAAGCUCGCUAAUCACCGAGUAUGUGUCACUAAUUAUAUCCGCAUGCAUGCAUCCAUGCGUGGGUUAAGGUUAUAAGUAUAGUAUUUGAUGAUAAAUCAGUCAAGUAAUGCAUACGUAUAGAUAUCUUAAGCAUUUAUGGCUUCAUGCAUGAGCACUUUGGCUCGUGAUAUAAAUGGAGCUGUGGAUUUUGCAUUUAUUUUGUAAUUGUGUAUCAAUAUUGUAACAUGAACCAGUGUACGUGAGAGUUGUGGCCUUGGGGCUUGUAGUGACUAAAAAGAUUUAUAUACGAAUAAAGUGUGUGUGUCAUAUAUACGAAGUUUACAGUGUAACAAAAAUUUAUUACUAAUUUUUGUACCAAA